Perkinsus marinus ATCC 50983 is the source of this 171-nucleotide messenger RNA. RefSeq lists its product as hypothetical. Bases 1 to 171 code for a protein of 56 amino acids. The transcript has a single exon. The record is from RefSeq and is a predicted model, not a curated record. NCBI's taxonomy places the organism in Eukaryota, Perkinsozoa, Perkinsida, Perkinsidae.
AUGACGCAUAAGCACCGGCAUGACGACGUUGACGAGCUCCUCGUGGAAGGCCUGAUAGCCGCGGGUUGGGACGGCGAGGAGAUGCCGAUUGACGAGUGGCCGGAGAUGGAGGGUUACGUUCAUCCAGCUAUCGAUUUAUGGAAACUUACUUUAUCACAUACCACACGUUGA